Molecule: messenger RNA, 429 nt
Organism: Cynara cardunculus var. scolymus (artichoke)
Lineage: Eukaryota; Viridiplantae; Streptophyta; Magnoliopsida; Asterales; Asteraceae
Exons: 1
Coding region: 1-429 (142 amino acids)
Source: RefSeq, a predicted model, not a curated record
AUGCUGAACUUUCUAUUCGCCAAAAACAAAGUAGGGUUCAUCGAUGGCACUAUUAAGAAGCCCGAUAAGACGUCCUCUAAUCACAUGGCAUGGAUGCGAUGUGAUGCUAUGGUGAAGGGAUGGCUCACCACGACCAUGGAAAAGAACAUACGAAGCAGUGUGAAGCAUGCGAACACGGCUUCAGAAAUCUUGUCUGAUCUUCGUGAAAGGUUUGGCAAGGAAAGUGCGCCUAGGGCGUACGAAUUGAAACAACAAAUCGUCUCUACACAGCAAGAUGGAACCUUCGUAUCAACUUAUUACACGAAGCUUCGAGGUCUCUGGAAUGAAAGUCAAUCUGUCCUACCCACACCCCAUUGCACUUACCACAGGUGCACCUGUGGGCUUGGAAAGCGAUUGACCGAGCAUCAAGAAAAAAGAAAAGUUAUAUGA